AUGCAGAACGACCAAAACGAACUUGUCGACCUUUACGUCCCACGCAAAUGGUAAGUUAAUGUUAUUCUUGGUUUAUCUUCUGCUUUUAGCUCAUCGAGCUCUCGCAUCAUCUCCGCCAAGGACCACGGAUCAAUCCAAAUUGACUUUGUUGAUGUUGACCCUCAAACCGGCCGCUUGAUCCCAGGAAAGACCACCAGAUACGCCAUCUGCGGAGCUCUUCGCGCUAUGGUAAGUGAUUUUUUUAGUUAUUCAAUAUGAGUUUUUAAAACUACUUUAAGUUAUGUUAGAGUUAGUUUAGUGUUUUGAUUUGAGUUAUAGUUUUUAUGCUUUAACUUUAUGAAAAAGCGUGCUUUAUAUUUUAAGAUUAAGGUUUAUAUCUUAUAGUUUUUCACGUGUUUAUCUUUUAAGGAGACCAAUUUAACAUUUAGCAUUUAAACCUUGAGCAAGCUUAUAGUAUUUAUGAUUUCAGGGAGAAUCCGACGACUGUAUCCUUCGUUUGGCUCAACGUGAUGGUCUGAUCCCUCAAAACAUUUAA
Messenger RNA from Bursaphelenchus okinawaensis, 535 nucleotides. NCBI's taxonomy places the organism in Eukaryota, Metazoa, Nematoda, Chromadorea, Rhabditida, Aphelenchoididae. The record is from the annotation of a GenBank genome assembly.